This is a messenger RNA of Musca vetustissima, 1635 nucleotides long. RefSeq lists its product as uncharacterized. Gene Ontology annotation, molecular function: long-chain fatty acid-CoA ligase activity. Lineage: Eukaryota; Metazoa; Arthropoda; Insecta; Diptera; Muscidae. The transcript has 5 exons. The coding region runs from base 1 to 1635 and encodes 544 amino acids. The record is from RefSeq and is a predicted model, not a curated record. Gene Ontology annotation, biological process: fatty-acyl-CoA biosynthetic process; long-chain fatty acid metabolic process.
AUGGAACGUUUGCAUACACAAUUUGAUAAAUACACGAAAAUAUGGACGGGUCCGAAGGCUACGAACUUCUUUGACUCGGAUUGUCCAAUUGGUAAAAUUUUGUAUGCUUUUAUGCGAAAUAAUCCGAAAAAUAUAUGCCAGAUAUCCGACACGGAAGGUACCGCCCUUACCAACAAUGAAGCCCUGACAUUUGGUAUACGCAUAGCUCAAUAUUUUAAGACAAUUGGUUUGCGACAAGACGAUGUUGUGGGUAUUGUGGGUUCCAAUACCACCUACCUUAUGCCCGUAGUCUUGGGUUGUUUGUUCAAUUGUACCCCAUUCCAUGCCAUUAACUAUAAGAAUGACGAAGCAACCAUAAAACAUUUAUUCCAAGGCACGAGACCCAAGGUGAUUUUUUGUGAUGGCGCUAUUUACGCCAAUGUGGCGGUGAUUGGUAAAAUUUUAAAGGCCCAAAUGAUUACCCUGAAUCAACAUCGUGUGGAUGUGUCAAAAGUCGAAGAUCUCCUAGAGCCGACAAAUGCGGAAUUGUUUUAUGUGCCUGAAACUCUUAAACAAGGUGGUGAUCAAACAGUGGCUAUUGUCUGUACGGCGGGUACAACAGGAAUGCCAAAAAAUGUGUGCAUAUCAAAUUCCGCUUGUCUCUUCGAUUAUGGCUUUAUGACUGGCCAAGAUGUACUGUUCUCCUUUAAUACGGUUGACAUAUCCUCGGGCUUGUUUAAUAUGAUAUUUAGCUGUGGCCACAGCUCCACCCGCAUAAUUACCGACAAACCUCAAAAUGCCGAAUAUCUGUUGGAUCUAAUAAAUAAAUACAAAAUUACCCUGCUCACUCUGUCGCCCACCUGUGUUGCAGCUCUGACCAAGUGCAACAUAUUGACCAAAGAUAAAUUAAGCAGUGUUCGAUUUAUAAGCAUCUCAGGAGGCAAUGUUCCGGUUAUGACACUGCUGAAGCUACAAGAUUACCUCACAAAUGGCUUAAUCUCUUAUGGUUACGCUUUGACAGAAUGUGGUGGUGUUGCUGGCAACAUGGGUGUUGGCCACCCGAACAGUGUGGGUAAGGUGGUACCCGGUGUCAAGGUGAGAAUUGUCGAUGAAAAUGAACACAAUCUGGGACACGGAGAGAUGGGUGAAAUUUUGGUUAAUACUGGCAAGGUGUGGAAUGGUUAUUAUGGCAAUCCUUCAGAAUCGAAACGUAUACAAGACUACCAAGGUUGGUAUCAUACCGGCGACUUGGGUUUCUUCGACAGAGACAACUAUUUGUAUGUGGUGGACCGCAAGUGUAACUCAUUACGUUUCCAUGGCAUGCAAUAUUGGCCACUGGAAUUGGAGCAGUGUGUUGCCGAAAUACCCGAUGUUUUGGAAGUUUGUGUAUUCGGCCUGUGGAAUGAAGUUGAUGGUGAUGCUGCUGCAGCGGCAGUUGUCAAAGUACCCGGUAGUAGACUCAGUGAACAGGAUGUAGUGGAGUAUGUGGCCAAACGUUUGGUCGUUGAACACAAACAGCUACACUGUGGAGUGUUCUUUCUCGAUGAGCUCCCAAAAACGGGUAGUGGUAAAGUUCUAAGGGACAAAGCACGAGAUAAGGCCUUGGGCAAACAUUGGGUCGCUCCAAAGCCAGCAUAUAAUCGUUUAGGUCAAUAG